Desarmillaria tabescens is the source of this 859-nucleotide messenger RNA. RefSeq lists its product as uncharacterized. The record is from RefSeq and is a predicted model, not a curated record. Lineage: Eukaryota; Fungi; Basidiomycota; Agaricomycetes; Agaricales; Physalacriaceae. Gene Ontology annotation, molecular function: oxidoreductase activity. The transcript is spliced from 5 exons. Bases 37 to 663 code for a protein of 208 amino acids.
GUUCAUCGAUACUAUCUGCAUAUCUUCGAGUCACUUAUGCGCAACGAGUGCGGGUACGUCGGCCGUAUGCCUUACUGGAACGAAGCCCCUGAUGCUGGUGCGUUUAAUGAAUCCGCUCUCGUAGUGGAAUUUGGAGGUGAAGGUUGCAAGGAAAACAACUACGCCGUUGUUGACGGCCCCUUCGCGAAUACAACCCUUCAUCUUGGUCCUGGGGAGACUAAUACACCUCAUCUGCUGACACGGAAAUGCGACUGGUGGAACUCAACUCGAGUAGGUCAGACUUUCGUUGACGCGGCGAACGCCCGUACCACCUUGGCGGGGUUUCAAAGUCUUCUCUUUGCGACUGUUCAUCUCGAUGGCCACAAUGCCGUUGGUGGGGAUAUGACAGACAUACAAACGGCGCCUAACGACCCGCUUUUUUGGCUACACCAUUCAUAUAUAGACUACCUGUGGUGGAAAUGGCAGGGUAACAAUGAAACAAGGAUCUAUGAUCCCGAGGGAGCGGGCUAUGAAACACAAGUAGAGCCUCUUACUGGUUUUGUGGAAACCAAGGAAGCAACAGUGUUAAACAUGUUUGGUGUCCUACCCAAUGGAACCGCGUGUAUCCAGUGUUGCCGUAUCGCUUCUGAGUUCUCACCUUCCGAUAGGUCGGACAAGUCCUAGAUACUCAAGGAGACUACCUUUGUUACAUUUAUACCUGAUGUUAUCACUGCUCUCUAUGUCGCUCGAAAUUUCUAUAAAGCACAACGAUAGAAAUCACACCACGAGUUGAUUCAUCUCGCGUUCAAUUCGACGUAAUAUCUAUUUUUGGAAGAGGUACUAGUAGCUACGAACGACAAUAAUAUUCUUCACUCUUGAU